Molecule: messenger RNA, 5784 nt
Organism: Acanthochromis polyacanthus (spiny chromis)
Lineage: Eukaryota; Metazoa; Chordata; Actinopteri; Pomacentridae
Gene: vgf
Product: VGF nerve growth factor inducible
Exons: 2
Coding region: 321-2471 (716 amino acids)
Molecular function (GO): neuropeptide hormone activity
Source: RefSeq, a predicted model, not a curated record
UGGGCCUAGAGGGCGGAUGUAUAAGAGCGCAGCAGCCGCUGUCCGUCAGCUUGGUGCUGAAAACAGAGGAACCUGAGGCGGAAUCCCGGGAGAGGAGCACACAAAGAGACCGCAACAAAGCCACAGAGGAUAAUUAACAGCAGACAAGAACACACACAACAAGCUCGCAGUGCAACCAACGGGUUUGUGCAUGACAGCAGGACGCAGGACUCCCAGCAGCUGAGUGUGAAUGACGAGGCUGGAAUCCCCCGCUGCUCCCACGGAACUGCAAGUUUUUCUGAUCUCACUUGCUGCUCUCAGCAGCCGUGUCCUAAGUUGUCAUGACUAGAUACCAUGGUGCCUCAAGUACCGUUACACUCCUGGUUCUCCUGACAGCAACAUCCUUCCUUCAUUUGUCCACCCCCAGCCCUCUCAGCACCAUUGGAGAUGCUGAUAACCCACACAGAGAUACUUUUCCUGAUUUGAUAGUGUCUAGAAACAGAGAAAGAAGGGACGAGGAGAGACAAAUAGCACCGAAAGAACAAGAUGAGGACGAAGAAGAGCUUUUCAAAGAUGUUGAUCCUAAACUACUAGCGACAAUUUUACUGGAGGCAUUGAAUCGCUCACAUGUAGAGGGAAGCAGGGAGGGAGAAGAGCAUGGUGGAGUGAAAGAAAAGAUAAAGGCUGAGAGAGGGGAGGUUAAAAAAGAAGAGGCAUACAGGGAAGUGAGAACAAUGGAGGAAGUAGACCAAGACAGAGGUGGACGACAGGACUUUGAGCUUCUGAUGGCUGCACAGGGAAAGGAGCAAGAGAGAGAGGAGGAAGAUGAGAAGAAAAAAGCUCAGGAAGAGGAGGAGAAGAUGACUGAGAAGGUGAUCAGUCGUACCACAAGCCAGACCGUUCAGAUGCAAAUGGAGCAGCAGCCCACUAGUUCAGAUGGAAGAGAAGAGAAUGACCAGGGUGCUGCUUUUCAACAAGGAUCGACCAAUCCUGAUCAAGGCAGCCAUGAGGAGGAGGAGCAGCUCAGCCCUGAGGAACUGAAGAGUCUUGAGACUAUGAUGAAAGAGUUUCCUCGCUUGAAUACAGCCACUAAGAGAGAGGGAGGUUCAGAGAAAAACCAGAGAGAGAGCAGAGGUUACAGCAGUCACAAUGACAUACUAACAAAUAAAGGCAGUGACCUUGCUAUGUCCAAGAAAAAACUAAAAUGGCAAGAGGAGACACAGAAAGCCUUGAACUUUCCAACUUUUAGAGGAGGCAAUUUUAUGGAUGAAUUUGAGGGCAAUAUUUAUGGCAGCAAUGCAGCACAGCCACAGCCUCCAGUAGAGCAAGAGGUGAUGAAAGAUGAUGAAGCAGAGGAGGAGCAAGAUGAGGAGGUGUUAAGUCCUGAGGAGGAGGAGGCCAGAGCCAAAGCAGAGCAAGAAGAGAUGAGGAGGCAGGCAGCUGAGGCACAAAGAGCCAAGUUGGAGGAGGAGAAGUUGGCUGACAUCGCCUCAGACAUGCUGCUGCACUACAUGGUCAAACAAAAUAACGGCAACAAGAAGUAUACGUCGUCCCUGUCCAACGCUGCAGAGGACAAGAGGUCUGAUGAGGAACAAGAAGUGACAGAGGAGGAUGAUAUUGAUCCUCAAACCAUUGACAAGCUGAUUGAGAUCUCCAGUAAACUCCACCUCCCUGCUGAUGAUGUAGUAGACAUCAUCAGUGAUGUCGAGAAGAAGAAGAAGAAGGACUUGCCGCCUGAAAUAACAUCACGUUGGCGACGACCUUUAUCACCCCUGGCUUCUCCACUCUCCUCUGCAAUGCAGAUUCCAACUGUUCAAAAUAACUUACCUGUCUCGAAGCAGCCACCUCCAGCUGUUAACUUACUUAAAACAUGGUUCCAGGACAACACGCCAAAACCUCUAUUAGCCAAUAAAAAUCUUUGGCCAAAACCUCAGAAGCUUCCACCAAUCAAACAAGACCUCUGGCUCACACCACCCAAGUCGGUUUGGUCUAGCUAUCCUUCUUACUCCUACACUUACCCUCCCUACUAUCAGAGGAAUCCCUACCCAGACUAUUACCCCAUCUAUUUUCCUCCUCCCCCCAGGCCCAAACCCAAGUACUUCAUCCCUAAAUCUGCUGUCACCCUCAGCAACUUCCUGGGUAAUUCCAUGGAUAACACGUACACUUUCCCUCCCAAAAGGCGAUACCAUAGCUGGGUCCAACCCCAGCUGAGACAACCCCCCCGAGGCCUCCAGCAGAAGUCCUACUACACCAGAUACCCAGACUCACUUUACCCCCGGAUAUUUCAGCCAGCACCCAUCCCCAAAGCACGUUCCCCUCUCCAAAUGUCUGCGAUGCCUCCUCAGCAAAAUCAGUUUUAUUAUUCUGCCCCAGCAGUGACAAGAAACAAAGACUAUUACAUGGCUGAAAAUCAGCCAAAAAACAGCAACCAUGAUGAUUUGGAGAAAUAUUUACAGCAGAUACUCAUGAGGAGACAACAGAUGAAAGACUGAAGAAAGCAAGAGAGGAAAGAGAAAGAAGAGGAACAACAGGAAAAAGGAGUCAUGAGCAGUAAAGAGUGUAUUUCUUUAUGAUUUUCUUCUGUUGAUAUUGAAUUAUUGUUUUACAACUACCUAAUUCCCUUCUCUGAUUGGUCGAGAUAUGAAAAGUCACAGAGGACAUUUUCCAGAAGCAGUCUGGAGAAAAUCAAACUUUGGAAUGAAAAUACAAGGACAGGCGCACAUCUUCACUACUUUCCUCUGAAGCAGGGGAACCGGAAUGAAUGUGAUCAGUUGGAAAGUUUAGUCUGGCAAAGAUCAUAUGCUAGAGCUUUUCAUCAACACUCCCAGCAUGACAACAUUCUCCAUUGGACAUUUUAUAAUGCCAGCACUGGAGGACGCUUAAAUAUGUUGUUACUUGUAUGUUUUUCAUUGUCAGAGAGAGAGUCGGAUGAAUCGCAGGCUAUGGCAGAUUCUGGAAAACAGAAAAACAUUUGAUUCCUAAUUUUACGAUCUGAAUGUCAUCAUGUGUGCACACAAAAAGGAUAAUUGUGGGAUUAUCUGAGCCAGGGAAAUUAGAAGCAUAUUUCAAAAACCAAUUCCAUAGAAAUAACCUGUUUUACACCUCUCAGAGUACACAAACACCAAACAUUCCAGCCAUAUGUGAUAGCAGAUUGUGUGUUCCUGAUUCUAUGGUUAUUAAUAUGCUUCUAAAGCAGCCUCCACUCUUCUAGGGUCCGUCUUUCCUGCUCAGGGGCUGAAGGGUUGACAUCAGGCAGACCAGUCAGGCUCUUCCACAUCAAACUAGGGGAACCUUUUCUUACAAAACUGACUGUGCAUCAUCAUAUUGAAAAGGAAAAUGCCAGACUAAUUGUUCAUACAGAGCUGGAAGAACACUGUUGUCUAACAUGUCGCUGUAUUAAGAUAUUUAUUUAUUUAAAUUAUUAUUUGUAUUAAGAUUUAAAUCUAAGGAGUUACUUACCAAGUGGCAAACUCUAGGGUUGAAAAAUGAAGCCAUUGCAAAUGUACUAAAAAUGGCAGUUCCUUGAGGCUGGCUCCAAAAAGCAAGUCGAUCCACAUUUGAGCCUAUGUUAAAACGACCAGCUUUACAGCAGAAAUAAGCAUGUUUACAGUCUGGUACAAAAAAACACUUUGGUCAUUUUUCUAUUCGUGACGACUGUAUUGGGGGUAUGUUUUGUACAACUUACCUGUAUAAAUUGCACUAAAGCUUAAAGUUAUAUAUAGUUAAGAGUGCGGUCACAGUGCAUUACAGGUGGGUAUCCUGAUAAGACAAUCCAUGGCCCAAGAAACACUUGCAUAGCCCGCUUCAGCUCCAGACACACUACACCUCUUUGCUCAUUUUUGAUUAGCCAGACAUUAUAUGGAAUCAGGCAGAAAAAAAAUGGUGAUAGCCUGAGCCACUUUACUGAGCUCCAAAUACCAUUGUUCAGAGAACAUUUAGGUGAUGACAUGAAAGGUCUUUACAUUCAGUCUGGCUAUGGAGUGUCCACUUAAUUUAGGCCAAAUAAAGUAUCAACUGACAAUCUAUUACCUCUUAGAGAUGAAAUGAGGUUCACAAACAAUCUUAGAAAGGCUUAAUUCCGAAGCCUUUUCUUGUACAUUUCUUUGAAAAUUAAUAAAAUUUUACGUAACUGUUUCAUUUCACAUUUUUCUUAAUCAAAAUGCAACUUUUUUUCCCCGGCCAAUACCUUUUUAAGAUGUACACUCACACAUAUCCACCAAAGCUCUUCAUAAUGAAACAUAAAUCACUGAUAAGCACAUUUCCAGACUUCAUACAAAAGGCUUUCUAAGCCACACUAACACCACUAUAAUGGCUUGGAUGACUCACCCUUUUGCAUAACUUCUAUUACCUUGUUGCUAUGGUGCCAAACCCGACCAAACUCUAUAUGGCAUUCUUUUACAGUUGAUGCCUUCAGAUGACGAUGGAGUGGCGGAUAUUGUUGUUGUUGUUGUUGUUGUUUUUGUUCUGCUAGAAAAAAAGCUGCCUUGAUUUUAUAUUUUAUUUAUUGUCAAACAAUGCACACUGAUGAAUAGACAUUUACAUUAAAAAUGUAAAAUCAUUGUAUGAAGGAGUCAGCCAUUGCAGAUUUUAUGAAAUGUUACAUAAAAAGGAGCAUUGCCCACAGUUUGCAUCAAACUUUUAUAGGUUUUGCUGACCAACCACAUCUAAAGAAAUAAGAUCCAUCAGGCUUGGACACACACAAAGUCCAUAUUGUUACCUUGACUCUGCACAUGGGAACUGCAUAUAUGUAGUAAUAUGUGAAUGCCCUGUCUUCUAAAAAAAUAAGGUAUUAUAGAACUCCACAGUGUAACAAAAUCACAAAGUUUCUUCCAUUUGUUUUGAAUUCAUAAUCAACUCAGUUUUCUAUUUUGGUUCUUUUUUCAAUAGAGUCAUUAUUAAGAUCAUUAAUUGGUGCCGAACUCUGAGCAGAAAUCUGCAAAUAACAUGUCACUGUUACAUUCCAUUUACCGUUUUUAUCUUUGGUACUUUGGUAUUAUGAAAUUUAAGCUGCAGUCUCCUCUGUAAUGGGAGCAGAUAAGAUGAUUAAAAUGGGUUCUUAAUAACUUGUUUGCCAUAGAUGGGAACAUUUAAAACCAGGAAGUGAUAUUUACUACAUGGAUUUGAUGACUGUCAAAAUCUAAAGUGUGAAACAAGGCCUGUAACCUGCUGAGAAUUUCUUUCUCUGCUUAAAUGGUUACUUAUAAUAAGUAAACACUUUUCUCCCUUUUUCCUAUUGUUAGAAUAGAACAAGAGCAGAAAUUGCUGCUUGUUUGUGUUGUUGUUGGCCUUUGUGGCAGUUUGUUGAUAAGGGAUGAACAAACCUUAACAUCUAUGUUGCAAAGCCAAAACAGAAUAAUGGUGUUCUCAUGAAAGAGAAAAGAAUGUUAACAUAGUCAAGAAAAGUAGUGAACUGAAUAAAAGAAGUAAUUUUUUGCAUUUGUUUUUAAAAAAGCUUAUUUUUUUUAAUGAUUAUUAUUUCCUUUUGUUUUUUAUAUUUUUGUGAUUGAGAAUGAGGUCACAUAUGCAUAUGCAGAAGGGAAAAUAAAAGGCGCUGUAACGACCAGACAUGAGGGUACUGUCUGCACGUUUAUGUAUACUUGCAUCAAAAAAUUGCGUCUUUAAUGACAAACAAGCAUCAGUUUAAAAAAAAUGAAAAAAUAAAAAUCUUAAACACGAAAGAAACAGUGAUGUUAGUGUACCCAAAAACAAUCGUUUGAGUCAUGUAUUUGGUGAGUAUUGUCUAUGGUCUUUCUAGAUGUACCUUGUUGUAACUGUCGUAAUAAACAUGCAUUUGCUGAAUGUAAA